Molecule: messenger RNA, 1176 nt
Organism: Leptosia nina
Lineage: Eukaryota; Metazoa; Arthropoda; Insecta; Lepidoptera; Pieridae
Source: the annotation of a GenBank genome assembly
AUGUCAAAGCUUGCUUUAAACCAGAUCUACGCGAUCGAAAAUGAACCGUAUUUCCUUGUGGUAGUGUCCAUAGUUAAUAAUCAUAAUCUAUAUAUCCUAAAUACUGCGCAAGGAUUAGAGGUGCAUACCAGGCAGAGAAGAUACUUGAUUUUCACACCAUCUACGCAGUGGGGGGUAUUUGCGACAGUAGCAGUACCACUGGAUACUGAAGCGACUGUAAGUGUUGCUUGGUUCUUUGAAGCCAAUUACUAUACUGUGGACAACGCGACCUAUUAUGAACCUCUGCUUGGGGACAUUGAGGUAGCUCGCAACGGAAAGCAGCGUAGGGCUAUAGAUACCAGAAAUAUUGUGACGAGGAAAUAUUUCUACACGUUCAUCGAAAAUAUGCUGGAAAAGCACGGUCACCCGGGACGCUCCUGCUUACUCAGAGCCAUUUGCGAGAACGCUACCUCGCAUUUCUUGCAUAACGGCAUCCUCGGUGACGUACUUCACCUCGUCCUCACACCGUCCACAUCGAUUUCCGAGGAACUCAUCGAAGACUCGUACUACGAAGCCGAGUUCUGGGGAUUAGAGGACAAAUGUCAUUUCUAUGCGGAGGCGUGCCCCAUUAGUCCCUUAGAUUAUAUUUCUAUUAUAAUCAUACUACUAUCGGUCGCUGCGAACAGCCACGAUGUAGAAAAACGAGCACUUAUUUUUCCUCCAACCACGUUAUAUGGGAUAUUUGUGGCCAUCGCUGUACCUCUGGACAUUCCUGAUAAGAACGUUUUCGUGUCUUACAACUUCGAGGCAAACUACGGCGUUGUAACAAACAUUACGGAAAUUGAUGAAGUUCUAUUCCCGAACUUGCCAAUAGUUUCAAGGCACAGUAGAAGUAUAACGAGGGAACUUGCGUACUUAGUACUGGAAACUAAGUUUCAAGAGAACGGCAUGAACGGAAGAGACUGCUUGCUGCGUAACAUCUGCGAAGCGGCAGAAACCCCGUUACAUCACAACGGGCUUCUGGGGCACCUCAUGCAUAUUAUAUUCACGCCCUCCGCGUCAAAAGAAGAAAGAAUAGACGAUGUAUACUACGAAGCCGAAGCAGAUGGGCAAAAUGGAGACUGCGAUAAAUAUUACGAUUUGUGUCCGUACAGCUUAUUUGACAUUAUAACUAGACUCGCAGUGAUAAAGCAUUAA